AUGUCGUCCAGACCUACCUUUAAGCGCAUGGCGGACCGAGCCAACAUGCAAUACCAAGAAGACGAGGUCAAGUCGGCCGCUGAGCGCCUGUACUCCAAUGACCUCUGUAUGGACGCGAUCUACGCAUAUAUCCAGGAUCCCGACGGAAAUACGCCCGCAGUCUCACAUUAUCCUCGCUCUAUGAGGGGAUUCCGAUACUACUUAGGGCGGUUCUUUCACCACCGAGACUUAAGUAAUAUAGAUGAGUGGCUCUCCUAUGGUCUUCCGAAAAUCAGGUUACCAGGUACUUUAUGGCGUGUUAGCCUAUCGGAUAAAGAGGGAUAUCGUCGGACCGCCAAAUAUCUGUAUCAUACGGUCUCUGAGACAAUGAUCCGAAGGAUGAUAGAAUCCGACCAUGAUCCGGCGCGCAUGGAUGUCUUGUUCAAGGCUGUCAGACGCUUGGCCGUACACGAGAACGACAUCAAGAGGAAUUCACAGAAUCAAUGGGAUAUCAAGAAGACCUGUCAUCUGACACGGCUCGAGAAUCUUGAAAUUGUCAAUCUCCGUUCGGAGUGGCCUGCUUACACAUUCUCAGCCUCGGUCAAUUACAUCAGCCCGGUCUUGUUCUGGAUCGACGAAACACAUAUUAUAGCAGGACAAUGCCUGCACUUGGAAGGAAGCCUUCGCUGGCCGGAUUGGCAUCCGUCAGAGAACGCGUUUCUACCGGUCGCCGAUUCCGAAGCGACCUUGUUUCCAACCCGGAUCGAGUCCAUGGGCCGUCACUACCAAGCUGUGGGGGACCGUAUCUCCCAGACUGUGCAGGGACCAUGGCGCACACCCGAGACGGACGACGUUCCGAAAUCAAUCUUGAGACACAGGAACGACGUUCCCGAGCUGAUAUUGGUCGAACAUGCCAAACGCAUCAAGCUAGGCCGAGCUGAAGCGUCGCCCUUUGCCAAAUUGGGAACGUUGUUCUUGAAGGCGGACCUUUGGAGGGGGAGACACCAGGCCGGAUCUACCCCGGACGAACUCGUAACCUUACUGUCACUCUGUCCCAACCUGGAGAAACUCUGGAUCACGGUCAUGCCUCUUGUGGCGCAGCACUUUGAGUCUUGGCUAAUCAGACAGGCGGGGAGAUUGACCUACGUGUUCAUCGAGAACGCCGAUCUGGCUUGGCUGCCUCAUUUGACUUCCUGCCGCCGUGUUACACUCAAAUUCGACGUCGGAGACCACAAGGACCCGGAAGACCUUCGCAACAACCUCAGGUACGCUGCAGGGUCGUCCCGCCGCAAGCAAGAGGAAGAUAAUGCUCCUAGCCAGAUUGAACACCUUCGGGUGUGUCUGCGGGGCGGGUAUGAAAGAGAUCUGCCUUUCGAUGCCGUCGAAUUCGCAGAGUACCUGUGGACUUGCGCAUCGGAGAACACGAUGCUGGAGAUCAAGGUAUCUCGACAGGAUAGUCAGAGAGAUCAAGACUACAUGGAGCCGGAAUACAUGCGUGCAGUCGAGGCCUGCUUCGCGGCUCUACAGGGAAAGGCCUUGAAAUUGUAA
Molecule: messenger RNA, 1527 nt
Organism: Filobasidium floriforme
Lineage: Eukaryota; Fungi; Basidiomycota; Tremellomycetes; Filobasidiales; Filobasidiaceae
Exons: 2
Coding region: 1-1527 (508 amino acids)
Source: RefSeq, a predicted model, not a curated record